Messenger RNA from Myxocyprinus asiaticus (Chinese sucker), 521 nucleotides. It is a transcript of the gene tomm5, whose product is annotated as translocase of outer mitochondrial membrane 5 homolog (yeast). Lineage: Eukaryota; Metazoa; Chordata; Actinopteri; Cypriniformes; Catostomidae. The transcript has 2 exons. Gene Ontology annotation, cellular component: mitochondrial outer membrane translocase complex. The record is from RefSeq and is a predicted model, not a curated record. Bases 103 to 258 code for a protein of 51 amino acids.
GCAGAUUUGAACUGAUGUACUUCCCUUUUCACAUGCCUGUGGGUUAAAUGUGUGUUGGAGCAAUAAUUCGAAUCACAUUUAAUCUUUAAUUCGAGCUCUAAAAUGUUUAAAAUAGAGGGACUCGGGCCAAAGAUGGACCCGGAGGAGAUGAAGAAGAAAAUGCGAGUGGACGUCAUCACGUCUGUUCGCAACUUUUUGAUUUACGUUGCGCUUCUCAGAGUCACACCUUAUGUUUUGAAGAAGCUGGACAGCAUAUGAAACUUCACCAUGGUCGGAAUCAAUCCCUGUACAGAUGAGCAUGCAGUGCCUUGAUGAUGCUGCACAGAGCCAUUAACCAUGCCAGUGAAUGAAGAGAUCUAACAUUGAGUUAGACUGUAUUUAUUUAAAAAAAAAAAUAAUUAUACUGGCUGCAUCUGAAUGUAAUUUGUUCCCAGCCAUUCUUCAUUGAAAAUCAAGAGUUGUCAUCCAGAAUGUAAUGUUCAUGAUGGUCUAAGCAAUAAAUCUUUCAGUUAUUCCCAUUA